This is a messenger RNA of Dentiscutata erythropus, 520 nucleotides long. Lineage: Eukaryota; Fungi; Glomeromycota; Glomeromycetes; Diversisporales; Gigasporaceae. The record is from the annotation of a GenBank genome assembly.
AAAAAAUAUAGAAGAUAUCGAAAAAAUCGAUGAUGAUGACAGAGGCAUCCCUAUACCCAAGGAAUUAUCACCACUAUUGUAUACAGAUCGCAUUGUUACUAAUUCCUUUAUGGUUGUAGGGAUGAGAUUUCGUGGUGGCCAUAAGUUUAAGAAACCAGAUAUCAUUACUCUUGAACUGGAGCCUUCUAAUACAUAUGAUAAGAAUGCGAUAAAAGUUAUGGUAGAUGGCAUUCAUAAAGCCUAUGUGGCAAAGAAUGAGAAUGUGAGUAUAGGAGAUUUGAUGAAAAAAUACCCGAAUUAUCGAAUCACCGCUCAUGGGAAAAAGAACUAUAAUCAAUUAGCAUCUUUGAAUCUUGAAUAUCCUUGGAUGUUAUUUAUAUACAGAAAAAAAAAAGCAUCUAAGAUUAUUGAUAAACAUUUGCGAGAUCGAGAUUUUGUAGUAUUCGAUUUUACUAAAGCGGUGGACGAUCCUUUAAGUGUACGUCUUGGUUGGGAUUCACCUCUGAAAUUGGAUGAAUAG